Nezara viridula (southern green stink bug) is the source of this 1384-nucleotide messenger RNA. The record is from the annotation of a GenBank genome assembly. NCBI's taxonomy places the organism in Eukaryota, Metazoa, Arthropoda, Insecta, Hemiptera, Pentatomidae.
AGAAAACGAGGAUGUCAUAUCGCCUGGACAUAUCGCGUUCUGGAUGUACAAGCCAUAACCAUGUAUAAUUUUUAAAAAAUUUUGUUUCGUUAAUUAAAAUUAUUUUUUUACUCAUAUGUUGUGAAUGAAAUUGAUAACAGUCUUAUGAUAACAAUUCUUCAACCGGUCAGCACACCCACCCGAAAUGGAGGAAGUAUUUUACAAGCAACUUCUUUGCCCCAAAGGCGUCAUUUUGCCUAAAAAAUCAAUACGUUCGAAUAAGGCAAAGUAUUUGACGCUUACAUGGUUUGUUAAUAGAAUCUUGAAUGACUUUGACUCGAUCAGGCUUAUUAUGGCGAUAUCUAUUGCGAUCAAAACCAUAUCUGCCACCCUAAGAAAGAAGGCAAGUGCAGGAAUGGCAAUUUUGGAUUUCCAGAACAAUAGUCAAAAUCUAACUGAAAUAGAAAUCUCUAAUGAAAUUUUUUUGCAAAUGAUCCAAGACACUGGUGUGGUCUGGCAAGUUGGCUGUGCAACUAGGCUAGAACCUGAAACGUUUCAUGAAUACACAGAUGCUAAAUUCGUUGUGAACUUUUCCGCCCAAGAAGGUUCACAGGAGACAAACUGCAGUACUUCAUCAUUUGCAGUUUAUAGAAAAAUGGAAGAUCCCUCUGUCGCCAACCAUACUUUGCAGGCAGGUAAUAACAUUGUAUUUUCUGGAUAUGCUGUUUAUGGGUCUGGAACUGUUGUGUACCUCAGCCUUGAAGAAAACAGAGUAGAUGGGUUCCUUCUUGAUCCGGCAGUCAGUGAACUUGUUCUUAUCGAUGAAAACAUAAAAAUUCCAUACAGUAGUCCGCUGUACACCAUAAAUGAAGCAAUAUCUUUCUAUUAUUCACAGAAAAUACUGGACUGGUUAGAAGCCAAGAAAAAUCCUUCAGGUCAAAUAAGAGCUAAGAGUAGAUUUACUACAUCAAAAGUUGCUGAUGUUCAUCGUAUAUUGAAAAAUGGUGGAAUAUACUGUCAUCCAAUUAGUAAAUAUAUGAAUGUAACUAACCCACAUCGACUUGUAUACGAAUGUCAACCUCUGGCUCACCUAAUCACCCAAGCAGGUGGCUUAGCCACUGAUGGAAAAAACUGGUUGCUUGAUAUCAUUCCUCCAAGUUUACAUUGCAUGACUCCUUUCUAUGUGGGAUCUGCUUAUGAAAUAAUUUUUCUUUUAAGGUAUCUUAAUCAAGAUUUACUAAAAAAUCAAGGAGAAAUAAAUGAGGAUGAACUACUAAGACAAGAAGAACUGUUAAAACAGGGGGAACAAUUAGAACAGAAAGAACUUUCAAAACAAAGAGCAAGAGAUUAAUAAAAUGUUUCUAUUUAAAUAAUAAAAUAAAAUGACUGAAUACUUAUACACGAA